Messenger RNA from Hevea brasiliensis (rubber tree), 2275 nucleotides. RefSeq names its product aspartic proteinase 36. Gene Ontology annotation, molecular function: aspartic-type endopeptidase activity. The transcript has 12 exons. The coding region runs from base 109 to 2013 and encodes 634 amino acids. The record is from RefSeq and is a predicted model, not a curated record. Lineage: Eukaryota; Viridiplantae; Streptophyta; Magnoliopsida; Malpighiales; Euphorbiaceae. Gene Ontology annotation, biological process: proteolysis.
UUGAUUGGUUAGUUACUCUACCGACAAUUGCAGCCAUUUGCCAUUACUUCUUUCUUCGAUCCUCUCUACCAGUUUCCAACUCAUCCUUCGUUGACUGUUGUCUCCGCCAUGGCUUGGCCGCGCUCUUCCAUCCUCUAUUACUCGUUGAUUCUGUUAAUCAUUCAAGGCUUCGUUUCUUCAGCUCUCGAUUUCGACAAUCAGAGGCUCCCGGUGAUAAUUCCCCUCCAUCUCUCAACCCCUAACGUUUCCUCUCAUCGUAAAGUAUUCAGCAGCGACUAUAACAGGCGGCAACUCCAAAAUUCUGACCUCCCCAACGCUCGUAUGCGCCUCUACGACGAUCUCCUCUCUAACGGUUACUAUACUACGAGGCUAUUUAUUGGGACACCUCCACAGGAAUUCGCUCUUAUUGUGGAUACAGGCAGUACUGUAACAUAUGUUCCGUGCUCUACAUGUGAACAAUGCGGCAAGCAUCAGGAUCCAAGGUUCCAACCAGAGGCAUCUAGCACCUACAAACCUAUAAAGUGCAAUCCCAGUUGUAACUGUGAUGACGAGGGAAAGCAAUGCACUUAUGAGAGACGGUAUGCUGAGAUGAGUUCUAGCAGUGGUGUGCUUGCUGAGGAUGUUAUUUCUUUUGGAAAUGAAAGUGAGCUCACACCUAAGCACGCUGUUUUUGGCUGUGAAAAUGUCGAAACUGGUGACCUUUUGAGCCAACGUGCUGAUGGAAUAAUGGGGUUGGGUCGUGGUCGGCUCAGUGUUGUAGACCAGCUUGUUGAAAAGGAUGUUAUUAGUGACUCAUUUUCUUUAUGUUAUGGUGGGAUGGAUGUGGGCGGUGGGGCAAUGGUUCUUGGUAGGAUUUCUCCACCCCCUGAUAUGGUUUUUACCCAAUCAGACCCUUACCGUAGUCCAUAUUACAAUAUUAAGCUGAAGGAACUACUUGUGGCUGGGAAGCGAUUGAAGCUAAACCCAGGAGUCUUUGAUGGAAAGCAUGGAACAGUUUUGGACAGUGGAACUACAUAUGCGUACCUUCCAGAAGAAGCUUUUCUUGCAUUCAAGCAUGCUAUUAUGAAGGAAGUCCAAUUCCUUAAACAGAUCCAUGGCCCUGAUCCAAAUUACAAUGAUAUUUGUUUUGCUGGUGCUGGAAGGGAUGUUUCUCAACUGCCAAAAGCUUUUCCUGAGGUUAAUAUGGUAUUCAGCAAUGGUCAAAGGUUGUCCCUGUCCCCAGAGAACUACCUUUUCCGGCAUACAAAGGUUAGCGGUGCAUAUUGCUUGGGAAUUUUCCAGAAUGGGAAUGAUCAAACUACUCUGUUAGGAGGAAUUAUAGUACGGAAUACUCUUGUGACUUAUGAUCGGGAGAGUGAUAAGAUCGGUUUUUGGAAAACUAAUUGUUCUGAACUAUGGAAGAGACUUAAAGUUUCUGGUGUGCCUGUGCCUGCACAUGUAGUUUCCCCUAGUGGUAACAGAAGUGAAGGAAUGCCUCCUGCUCAAGCUCCAAGCAGAUUGCCUUCAGAUUUCGUUCCAGGCGAAGUUCGAAUUGGAAUUAUAACAUUUGAUAUGUUGAUUAGUGUCAACAACUCUUACAUAAAGCCCAACUUAUCUGAAAUAGCGGAUUUCAUUGCCCUUGAGUUGGAAGUUGCUAAUUUGCAGGUUCGUAUGUUGAAUUUCUCCUCAGAAGGAAAUAAUUACCGUGUUAGAUGGGGCAUCUUUGCUGCUGAAUCUGCUGAUUACAUUUCUAAUACCACUGCAAUGAACAUAAUUCUGCAGUUAAGGGAUCAUCGACUGCAGUUUCCUGAGAAAUUUGGGAGCUACCAAUUGUUGGAAUGGAAGAUUGAGCCUCAAAGAAAGCUGACAUGGUGGCAGAAACACUUCGUAGUAGUGGCAAUUGGAGUUUUGUCAGCCCUGCUUGUUUGUUUAUCAGGUAUUGGCAUAUGGAUGGUAUGGAGACAUAGACAACGAGCACUUGGUACGUAUGAGCGUGUUGGUGUUGUUCCUGAACGAGAGCUUCAGCCAUUGUGAUCUCAAAAGUUUUCAUCUGGGGCUGGAUGGUUCUAGCGUGCAUUUAUACACUAAUUAAUUCUACUGGCUGAUAAUUUUGGGGUGAUAAAAUUUGCUGUUCCUCUGUUGUAAAAUGCAUAGAAUGAAAGGAAAAGGAAAAUAAGAAAAAUAGAUUGAUUAGAUACUCAUUGUUCUAGAUGUUCUGAAUGUGGAUGCGUGUAUCAUGGGCAUGAUAAUGGAACAUUUACCUAAAGAAAUGCAAGAUGUAUCCUUUUUUGUUGAA